This is a messenger RNA of Dimorphilus gyrociliatus, 3521 nucleotides long. The record is from the annotation of a GenBank genome assembly. Lineage: Eukaryota; Metazoa; Annelida; Polychaeta; Dinophilidae.
GGUUGCUGAUGGAUGUAUAUAAACAACAAGCGGCAACUCGCUUCUAGAGCAGAGAAAAAUUCGCUAUUCUUGAGAAAAUAGCACUUCUUAAUUUGAAAACUUUGAUCAAAGUUUAAAAAAUACUUUUAUGAAGAUUUAAAAAGAAAGCAUGGCAGGACAAGAUAGUGAAGAAUAUUCGGACGAGUUCGAAUCUGGAAACGAUCAAAGGGCCCUAGUAUCACCAACUACUAAGAAGAAAGGGACUAAGAAAAGACCAAAGUCAGCGUCUUCCUCUCCGUAUUCAAUAAAUUCGUCCAAAGUUGGUAGGAAAAGUGGAAGGAAAUCAGCUACUGAAAUGUACUUAAACUCUAUGCAAACAACAAGUAGAAGAAAUAAAGCUGCAAAUACAAAAAACAAAACAGCAAGUGAAUACUGGACGGAAACUUUAAGAAGGUCGGGUCAUGGAUUAUCUGGACAAACUAGAAAUGCCGGAUUUUCGAAUUUAGAUAAAGGUCUUGCCAAUGAUAUGGCUUAUGGAAGUACAAGCCAUUAUCUUAGGCAAGUUGCAGGAUUUGAAAGAUCCGCAAAUGGUAUAGAGAAAAAUUCAAAAUUAGCUUCAGGAAAGCCUGCAUAUAAGACUCCAGAAGAAUAUUACGAUGAUAUAAUAACGCUCAAAAAACAAAUUAAAAUUCUUACCGAAGAGAAUUCUGUCUACAAAUCAAGAAUGAGAAGAUUAGAAGAGGAAAAUGCAAAAAAGGAGAAAGAAAUUGAUCAAUUAUUAAAUCCGAAUAAGAAUGAUGAUAUUAGAAGAACACUGGGUGAUAGAAAACCAGAUUCUGCAGCUGUUAUUUAUAGUAUGAAACAAAAAGUAUUCAAAUUAGAGCAACAGUUGAGAGAUAGAGAAUCAGCCUUAAACAAAGUUCAAAGUGAUUUGAAAACAACGAAAAUUGAAGAAUUACAAAUUCAAGUUAAAGCUUAUUUAGACGAAAUCAAACGUCUUCAGACAGUCAAAGCCGUCCCUGUUCGAGUUACAGAUUCCCCUGUCUCGAGAAACGAUUCGAAACAGCUUUCUUGUUUAAAGAAAACUGUUCACAAAAUGAACGCCAGUAUCUUUAAAUUAAAACAGGAAAAUACUGGAUUAAAGAGAGAUUUAGAAAAAUUUCUAUCAGGAGAAACAAGCUCCAGGCGUAAAAGAGACAAAAGACGAGGAGGUGCGGAGAAUGAUGAUAUUGUUGAAGGUAAAAUUGAUUUGUCAGGAACAAUGGAACAAAGGCUAGAUACAUUGGAUAAUAGAGAAACCGAGCUACUGCAACAAAUUAAAAAACAGCAAGAAACUAUAAAGAGGCUGAGGGAUGAUGUAGCUCAUUACAAGGAUAAAUAUACUGAUAAAUUUAACGAGUGCAAAGAUUUAGCGUUUCGCUUAGAAAGUGAUAGUUCUCAGAGAAAAUCACCUGGCCGUCCAUCCAGUGCUCGUACUCCUAGGAAUCAAUCACCGAAAGUUUCCAGCAGAUCCAGCAGGCCUAUUAGUGGCAGACGCCCAAGUUCAGCUUCUAGUAGGAGAAGCGAUAGUGAAGAAGAUAGGGUGAUGAGAAUGAGGAAAAAACGAGCGGCAAGAGUAAUAGAGAACAAAUACAUUGAUUAUAGAAGAGGAAAGAAGAGAAGAGAAGCAGAAGAUGAGGUUAUUAUAGUUAUUUAAAAAUAAUUAUUAUUAGUUAAUUAGUUAAUUACCUACCAAGUUGGUUUAAGUUUCAAUUUAUAUAUCAUAAGAGCAUUUACAAAUCUAUUUUAACGGCAAUAUGUCGAUUUCAUUUAAAGAUCAAAGUCAAAAAAAAAGAACCUCUUUAAUCAUUCUAAUUCUGAAACUUUUUGGUUUUUGAGGUCUUUAAAUCGCUUUAUUCACUUUAUAUAUUUUUAAUAACCUACAUUACUUUACUAUAGUUAAAUAUCUAGUUGUUUUUUGUUAUUACUUGUAAACAUUUUGCAAUUUAUGUUAAUUUAACAACUAUCAAAAUAAUAAUAAAUAAAGAGUUUGUCAACUCUUUAGUAUGAGAGAAGAAUAGAGGAACUAACUCAGCAUAAUAGUGCAAAAAGGAUUCAAAGGAAUUGGCGUAAUCGUAAUGAUAACGAUCACGUAAGGAAUAGAAAAAAAAGAAUAUAUAAAAAAAAUGAUAAACAAAAUGGCGAAUAAAUAUACUAUAAUGCUUUUUUCUAUGCUUUGUUUUUAUAUUUAGUAUGCUUUUAUAGCUUUUUGCAUUCUAAUAACUUUUAAAGUUUCUCUACAGUUCUCUUUGCAUAUUUCCUCUUGAGAAUUUGACAGCAUCUUCUGUGUUUAGAAUAUUUAUGUUCGAAUAUUGUUUGUACUAAUUAAAUUACUUUAUAUUAGGCUGCUGAAGUACUUCAAUCGACCAUGAGGGGACACCUACUGAGAAGGCAACAGAUGAAAAAACAACAUAGAUAUAGCUAUAGCGAUGAUGAUGAUGUCGAUGAUGACGAUGAUGAUGACAGUGAUGAUGAUAGAAAUACUCCGACAAGCCAAAGGAAUCAAAGGCGUUAUAAGGAAACAUCAUCUAGACGCAGAGACGAUAGCGAUUCCUUAGAAGAAUCGACCGAAUUUUUGCAGACAACUUUCAGAGGAUACAGAAAGAAUAGAGAUCAACUAAAAUACGCAAGGUAAAAACUAUUAGAUUUAAAUAGUCAAAAUAGAGAUUUUAAUACUAAUACAAAAGAACAAUUAAUAAUUAGAGCCGAAUUGGAUUCUGAUUUCGAAAAUAACGUCGAAUUCUUACAAAGUACAUUAAAAGGCCAUUUAAAUCGAAAGAAGACAAAUAGUAAUAGGUAUUUUUGAAAAAAGUCUAAGCAUUUUUGACAUAUUAAGCUGGCUAAAAUUAGUGGAAUGAUGGUCUUGAUCUCUUUGUCCAUUUUAUAUAUUUCAUUAUUAAUUUGACUUUUGCAUGAUAUGAUCAUAUUACUUGUCUAGUCUGGCUUCCCUAAUUUCUCAAAUAUUGUAGCAUGAUUAUAGACUAACUGGAUUCAACAAUUCCAUGUAGUACUAAUUGUGUUCAGUAAAAAUGAAUUGAAUAAUUAAAUACUCAAUUAUAAUAGUUAAUUAGCUAAUUAAUUAAUUAAAAAUUUAUAAUGUUUCUUGUUUUUUUUUCAUGCUACUCUUUUCCUUAAACCGAAAAUAGAAAAAGAGAUGAUUUUGAUGAUGAGUCAGAAGAUUCCUUAGUCAGUGGAUCGAGAAACUCGAGGCCGUCAACAGCAACAACAAGAAGAUCGUUUAGAAGAUAGAAAGGCUUAACUUGGAAAUUAUUACAUUAAGAAUUAUCUUUCUCUUUAAAACAAAAAAAUCUUAUUAUCUAUUUAAAAAAAAAGGAAAAUCUAUAUACUGUACUUUCUCCAUUGUCUGUGAUAGUUUAAUCCAUAAAUUGCUCAUUUUUUACAAUGUAUUUUCUAUUAAAAGAAAUACAAUUAUGAAUUUUUUCCCUCGUUUUAUAUCUUCUUCUUGUAUACUUAAUAUUAAGUAGUUAUACACUGUAUGUAAU